AUGAUCCCACUAUUGCCUUCCUCAUAUCUUCAAAUCCACUCUACUACUCUAUCAACGUAUGUGACAGGCAACAAGCAACCCUCAUUAACCCGGAUGUUCAAAGCAAUUGUAAGACGUUCAGGACUUGGAGUUUCCACCAGGAGCCAUUUUCGUGCGCUCGCCACCGGACAACCAAGCAGCGAAAUUCGGUUGACAUUCUUCACCAAGGAAAACUGUAUGCUCUGCGCCAAGGCAAAGGCCGUUUUGGAUGAGGUUCUGCAAGAUCCUUUGAUUGGAGAGAAGCCUUGGACCAGAAAUAUCAACCUCGAGAUGGUCGACAUUGAAAGUCCGUCGAACAAAAACUGGUUUGACUGUUAUAGGUAUGACAUUCCGGUUCUGCACAUUGAUAGGGACAUCCAAACAAAGCCUGUUAAAUUCAUGCAUUCGUUGUCUAAAAGCGAAUUGCUAGAGGAGCUGACAGAACAGGUGUAG
This is a messenger RNA of Kuraishia capsulata CBS 1993, 471 nucleotides long. RefSeq lists its product as uncharacterized. Bases 1 to 471 code for a protein of 156 amino acids. The transcript has a single exon. NCBI's taxonomy places the organism in Eukaryota, Fungi, Ascomycota, Pichiomycetes, Pichiales, Pichiaceae. The record is from RefSeq and is a predicted model, not a curated record.